Messenger RNA from Brassica rapa (field mustard), 1923 nucleotides. Its product is annotated as probable galacturonosyltransferase 9. NCBI's taxonomy places the organism in Eukaryota, Viridiplantae, Streptophyta, Magnoliopsida, Brassicales, Brassicaceae. The record is from RefSeq and is a predicted model, not a curated record. Gene Ontology annotation, molecular function: polygalacturonate 4-alpha-galacturonosyltransferase activity.
AAUUCACACUCUAUCGUGGGAAAGCAAGAACCUCAUCCCCAUCUGAAUUAUUUUUUUUUAAACUGACUUGUAAAAGGUGAAGCUAAAUGGCGGUGGCCUUCCGUGGAGGCCGGAACGGCGUCGGAUCAGGACUCCGCAGUUUCUUCUCGUACAGGAUCUUCAUCUCCGCCUUGUUCUCUUUUCUCUUCCUCGCCACCUUCUCCGUCGUCCUCAACUCCUCUCGUCACCAACCUCACCUGGAUCACACAUUGCCGAGGACGUUUCAAUCGGAUCCGUUGAAAACGAGGUUAGAUCUGAUCCACAAGCAAGCCACCGAUCACCUCACGCUUGUGAACGCCUACGCUGCUUACGCUAGGAAGCUCAAGCUCGACGCGUCGAAGCAGCUGAAGCUCUUCGAAGAUCUGGCGGUUAACUUCUCCGAUCUGCAGGCCAAACCUGGAUUGAAGCUCGAAAACGGGAACGCGAUCGAGGAGGAUGCGUUUCGGCAGAUCGAGAAAGAGGUUAAAGAUAAGGUGAAGACGGCGAGGAUGAUGAUCGUUGAGUCUAAAGAGAGUUACGAUACACAGCUCAAGAUCCAGAAGCUCAAGGAUACGAUCUUCGCUGUUCAAGAACAGUUGACGAAAGCUAAGAAAAACGGCGCCGUUGCGAGCUUGAUCUCGGCUAAGUCGGUUCCCAAGAGUCUUAACUGUUUGGCUAUGAGGCUUGUUGGUGAGAGGAUCUCUAACCCUGAGAAGUAUAAGGAUGCUCCGUUUGAUUCGGCUGUUGAGGAUCCGAGUCUUUAUCACUACGCGGUUUUCUCUGAUAAUGUGAUUGCUGUUUCCGUUGUGGUGAGGUCGGUUGUGGUGAACGCUGAGGAGCCGUGGAAGCAUGUGUUUCAUGUGGUGACUGAUAGGAUGAAUCUCGCGGCUAUGAAGGUUUGGUUUAAGAUGCGUCCUUUGGACCGUGGUGCUCGUGUUGAGAUUAAGUCGGUGGAGGAGUUUAAGUUCUUGAACUCUUCGUAUGCGCCGGUCUUGAGGCAGUUAGAGUCUGCUAAGUUGCAGAAGUUUUACUUUGAGAACCAGGCGGAGAACGCGACUAACAUCAAGUUCAAGAACCCGAAGUAUCUCUCGGUGUUGAACCAUCUGAGAUUCUACUUACCGGAGAUGUAUCCGAAGCUGAAUAAGAUCUUGUUCUUGGACGAUGAUGUUGUGGUGCAGAAGGACGUGACUGGCUUGUGGAAGAUUAAUUUAGAUGGGAAGGUGAAUGGAGCUGUUGAGACGUGCUUUGGCUCUUUUCAUCGAUAUGGUCAAUACUUAAACUUCACUCAUCCUCUGAUUAAAGAGAGCUUUAACCCCAAUGCUUGUGCUUGGGCCUUUGGGAUGAAUAUAUUUGAUCUCAAUGCUUGGAGGCGUGAGAAAUGCACUGAUCAAUACCAUUACUGGCAGAACUUGAAUGAAGACAGAAGUCUCUGGAAAUUAGGCACUCUGCCUCCGGGACUGAUGACAUUCUAUUCAAAGACGAAAUCACUGGACAAGUCAUGGCAUGUGCUUGGGUUAGGCUACAACCCAGGAGUGAGCAUGGACGAGAUUAAAAAAGCAGCAGUGAUACAUUACAAUGGAAACAUGAAACCAUGGCUCGACAUUGCUAUGAACCAAUACAAGUCUCUCUGGACUAAAUACGUCGACAACGAAAUGGAGUUUGUGCAGAUGUGCAAUUUUGGUCUUUAAAGAAAGAUAUCGAUGAAGAGUGUGAUUGCAUGAGGUCAUUUGGAUGAGGAAUUAAAUGUGAUGUGAGUGAGUUUGUAUGCUUCUGAAACUGAUUUAUAGUAUACAAUACCAGUAAAUUUGAUUUGUAUGAACAAUUUGAAUUGGAGAAGAAGUGUUCGGUUAAUAUAUUUCAAAACUUUAUGGGCUUUCAAGGAUUUUUGUGUUGUUGGUCGUUUAA